This is a messenger RNA of Stegastes partitus (bicolor damselfish), 1486 nucleotides long. It is a transcript of the gene ccr7, whose product is annotated as chemokine (C-C motif) receptor 7. Gene Ontology annotation, biological process: positive regulation of cytosolic calcium ion concentration; G protein-coupled receptor signaling pathway; calcium-mediated signaling. Gene Ontology annotation, molecular function: chemokine (C-C motif) ligand 19 binding; chemokine (C-C motif) ligand 21 binding; C-C motif chemokine 19 receptor activity. The transcript is spliced from 3 exons. The coding region runs from base 87 to 1211 and encodes 374 amino acids. The record is from RefSeq and is a predicted model, not a curated record. Lineage: Eukaryota; Metazoa; Chordata; Actinopteri; Pomacentridae. Gene Ontology annotation, cellular component: external side of plasma membrane; membrane.
AACAAAGGGAAACCACCAUCAAACACAGACAUUUAUCUCUCUGUGUUCGUGGCUUCACCUGCAGAAAAAAACUGCUCCCAGUCAACAUGACUGCAGUCAGCGAUCUCCAAAGCCUCCUGCCCACGGUGCUGAUAUGGUUUCUUAACUUCAAGUCCUGCUUGUCUGAAAAUACAACCUUCACGGACUACCCGGACUACAGCGGCUCCAGUGUGGAUUAUGACCUGUUUCCGACACUCUGCGUGAAGGAAUCCAACCGCCAGUUCCGCCUCUGGUUCAUGCCCACCUUCUACUCCAUCAUCUGCCUGCUGGGCCUGACAGGAAACAUUCUCGUCAUCCUCACCGUCUUCUUCUUCAAGCGGCUCAAGACCAUGACGGACGUCUACCUGCUGAACCUGUCCUUUGCGGACCUCCUUCUAGCCCUGUCGCUCCCCUUCUGGGCGGCCAACUCCAUGGCAGAGUGGGUCUUCAACCUUUUCAUGUGCAAAGCCAUGCACACCGUCUACAAGGUGAGCUUCUACAGCAGCAUGUUCCUGCUGUCCUUCAUCAGCGUGGACCGCUACUUUGCCAUCUCCAAAGCCGUCUCGGCCCACCGCCGCCGAUCUCAGGCGGUGUUCUUCAGCAAGGUGUCGUCGGCCAUCAUCUGGGUGACGGCGCUGACCUUCUCCAUACCUGAGAUGUACUACACCAACAUCUACAACAAGACCUGCACCCCGUUUUCCAGCGGCAGCGACCCGCUCCGAGUCAGCAUCCAGUCGAGUCAGAUCGUCUUGGCCUUCAUCCUGCCUCUCCUGGUCAUGACCUUCUGUUACAGCAGCAUCGUCAAGACGCUUUGCCAUGCUCGUAGCUUUGAGCGGAAUAAGGCCAUCAAGGUGAUCCUGGCCGUGGUCGGCGUCUUCCUGCUCUGCCAGGUUCCUUACAACGUCGUCCUGUUCUGGACCACGGUUGUGACAGCGAAAGGGGGAACAAGCGACUGCUGGUACGACAACAGCCUCCUCUACGCCACCGACAUCACCCAGUGUGUGGCGCUGCUGAGGUGCUGCCUGAACCCCUUCGUCUACGCCUUCAUCGGGGUGAAGUUCCGCAACGACCUGCUGAAGCUGCUGAAGGAUUUGGGCUGCAUGAGCCAGGAGAGGUUCUUCAAGUACACAUGCGGCAGGAGGAGGAGCUCCGGCACCACCGACACCGAAACCACCACCACGUUCUCCCCUUGAAUCCAUUUUAGACCAAACCACCACGCGGACUGUUGAACAUUUGGACUAACGUCUCAAAUCAAACAUAUUUUUCACAUGUAAAUAGCAGAAGUUAUCAUGCACAUGCAAACCUCAGGUCAUCUUGUUUUUGUCUCUCUCAUUAUUCUAACAAAGCUUUGUUGUCGUUUCAUUUGUUACAGUGAACCGUGUUUUAAGAAACUCUUUAUGUUGGAAAAAGAAACUUGCAUCAUUUUUACUGAUCCAUUUAAAACUGUCCAUUAAACCACUUGAACAAA